AUGGACAAAGCCAACCUGUGUACACACCUGAGCCCAUCCAUCUUCAGGUGCCAGAUGCCUCCUGGCUCAUGGCGGCCGAGGCAGGCCCAGGCAGGGGUGCAGCGCUCCAGCACCACACCUGCCGACCGCAGGGGUCGGCGCCCUGUGGAUCCUCUGGCCCAGGGUCCCAGCCACCUCCAGUGUGGUCUUUCAUGGAGGGUCCAGCUCCAGUCCGAGGUGACCUUUCCAGGUGAGGCCCCUGGCGCCUGGCACGGGUCCUGCAGGCUCCCAGCAGCCUGGAGGAGGAGCCCGCACUGUCAGAGGGACGCCGGGGGUUUCUUUGGCAACGUCGGGGCGGGCCUCUCCCCGCCUGGCCUCCCCGGACCUGGAGGCCUGGGUGCCCGGGUCCUGGCGCUCUGCUUGCUGCUGGCCUUUGAGCCGUGGCUGCCGCCCCGCACCCUCCCACGGACGGGGAGGCCUGGAGCCCUGCAGCGGGCUCUGGGGGCCGUGUGGGGGACGCCCUGGUCGUUCCUUACGAUGUCGCCCCACCCCCGAGGGGGGCGGAAGGGGGCCGUGUGCGCGGCACAGCGCAGGCGCACGCUGCUGCCUGCAGCUCUCCGGGCAGGGGCCGCCUUCCCGCGCGGCCCCAGGGAAGACAAGCUCCAUCUGCCUGCAGCCGAGGAUGAAGUCAUGGCUGCUGUGAGGUGGCCUGAGCCCUCCCAGCAGGCAGGCGCCCAGCGGGGAUCUCCCCACGUGGCCUGGUCUGACUACCCCAAGGAGCCCGGCCCCCGGGGGAAGGCCUGCAGCCUCCUGGUGUGGUUGACAGAUGAGGAGGCCAAGGAUGGGGACAGCUCGGUGUCAUCGGGCCGCCUCUCCGGCUCCUCGGGGGGCCAUGAGUCAUGCACACCUCCCCACGGGACCUGGAAGGAGAGGACCCCCCAGGUGCUGGGGCCCCCGCAGCAACCCAGGGAGAGCACUCCCCGGCUGGAGCAGCUGAGGGACAAGAUCCGGGCCCAGGCACGGUGGCAGGCGAGCCGCACCUCCCUGGGCACCUCGGCACCCGCCAGCGCCUCAUAUCUCUACAAAGCCCCCACGCCAGCCCCCCGGAGGAAGGCCCGAAAGCCGACAAACCCCGCUCCAGCCCUGGCCUACCCAGGCUCAGGCAUCUCGAGUGGGGCUGAAAGUGGAGUCGAAGACAAGGCAACACCUGGCCAGGGGCAUGAGGCCUCCAGGGUCUCCCAGCGGCAGGCCUCAGCUCCACGGGAAAAAACCAAAAGGAUGAAAAGUAGUUCUUGCAAAAGAGAGAAGACCCCCAAGCUGCCCGCCCCUAGGAGAGCUGCCAAAGACACAGCUCUCCUCGAAGGCAGGUGGGCUCACUCCCAUUUUGUAGAUGAGGAAACUGAGGCUCAGAGAGGUUCAACAGCCUGCCCAGGACCACACAGGCGAGCUGGGGUUGGGCCCUGACAGCUCCAGGCCUGUGCCCCCUACCUGAGAGAGCCCAGCUGUGUGUACCUGGGCCCACGCCGGGGCACCUUCUCCAGGCCACCCUCGGGGCCUGGGCUCUGGGACCACUGUACCACGGGCUGGAGACACCAGCCAGAGCCCCCUGGUUGGAGAAAGCCCUGGGAGGCUGAGGUCGGCUCUGUGGGGCCCCUGGUCUCGGAGUCAGCAGCACUGGGGGUCGAGCUGUUUCUGAGCAUCUCUGUGCCUCAGUUUCCCCAGGGUCGACGGUUCCAGCAGGAGGAGUACCUGUCCUCCUUCUCUGGCUGGAGGUGGGCCCUGAGUGAGGUGGGGAUGUGUCGGGAAAACCUCCACUGGAACCAGAAUUCUGAGUUGGCUGGUGUUUACGCUUGGAGAAAAGGACAAGCUCUGGUGAGGGUGCUGCUUGGGCCCCCUCCUUCCCUCCCUAGACUUCAGAGCAAGGGACCCUCAAGAGACUGGGCCCCCACCGCGGAAUUAGGACACGGCAAGAAGCUUGGAGCUGGUGAGAGUUCCCCUGUCCGCCCCCGGCUGCCUAGAUCGACCUCUGUCCGCAGCGACCCGCAGGUGUCAGCCAGCGCUCCCCACCUGGCUUCCUGCCAGCAGCCCGUGACCAUCCAGGCUGCUAUGGCCGUCCUUCGAGACCUCCGCCAGCAAAUCCAGGCCAGGCUGGAGCUGGCCCAGGACCGCCACCCAAGGCGAGGGCUGGAGCUGCGGGACCUGGCGGGGAGGAGGUGGCAGAGCCCCUGGAAGCCCCCAGACUCGCGGGGCUCCUGGAAGAGCCCUCGGGCCGUGACGGAGGGGGUGCCUGCCUCCGAGAGGGCUGGGAGCCUGCCCACGGCGCCGAGCUGGAGCACCUUGGCCAGGUGGGAGUCCUGUCCGCAGAGGACCUGGGCGGCCCAAGGACGAGAUCCCUCCUUCCGGGGGCCCGGGAGCCCCAUGGAAAGGCUGAACUCCUUCCCUCAGCGGCCCUGGAGCGCCUCGGCCAGGCGGGCCUCCUGUCCACAGAAGACCUGGGCGGCCCAAGGACGGGACCGCUCCUUCCGGAGGCCCGGGAGCCCCCCUGAAAGAUGGGGCCCCUUCCUGCAGCGGCCCUGGAGCACCUCGUCCGGGCAGGCCUGGGGUCUGCAGAGGGCCUGGACCGCUUGUGAAGACCGGCAGGCCCCUGCCCGAAGGCCAUGGAGCCCUCUGGAAAGGCCGAGCCCUCCCACCUGGCGUCCCUGGAGCGCCGCCUUCACGCAGGGGGCCAGCCCCCUGUGCCAGGGCAGGGGUCCACUUCUGACCCCCUCGGGGGAGAAGCUCGCCUGGCCAAGGCCCAGCCAGGAUGCCCUUUGGAACAUCCCUGGGAAGGAGAAUGAGGUGCGACCCCCGCCGCCCUGCCCGAAGCCCCGAGGGCCCCUGGGCCCCCUCCACGGCUCCGAGCCCCUGCGGGAGUUCAUGCGCCAGAAGACGGCGGCCUGGCGGCAGCAGGCCCUAAAGAAAAAGGCCUCUGCCACGCAAGCGCUGGAGCUCAGAAACCAGAGGCUGCAGGGCGUCUACAGGAAGCAGAGGGAGGCCGUCCCCGUGGUCUCCCAGACGACGCCCGGCAUCGUGACCUUCGUCCCGCAUUCUGCACAGUCCAGGGGCCUGGAAGCCGCCGGAGCGCCUGUGCUGCAGUGGAGCAGGGUGACUUCCGGCAUGGUGCUGGGGGACCAGGAGGCCCCGGGCAGCUUCUGCCUGUGUUUGAACAGAGCCUUGAACCCGGCUGAGACUCUGGAGGUGGGAGGCCCCCGAGAUGGCUGGGAGGGCGCCCCCCUGCUGACGUCGGCCAGUUCUUCCCUGGGCCCCCUGCAACUCCAGGACCUGACCACCCACUACCCAAGCCCGGGGCUGUGCAUCUACCUGGACCCCGAGGAGUCCGAGCGCCUGGGCACGCCGGGCCCCCUGCACUUCCGGUACAAGCAGGCCCGGCUGCAGGCCCUGGAGACCAUGGCCAACAUCCUGAAGCAGCGAAUCGACGUCCUCACCGACAGGCUGCGCAGGUCCGAGGCGACAGACGCACUGGGGGGGCCCGUCCCGGGCCCGCCGCCCUCAAGCUCCAGCAUGCCAGCCUGCCCCGGAGCCCUGGUGCCCAACGUGGGCGGAGGGGCACCCUGGGACUGGGCGGGCAUGCGGGCCAGGCCGCUUCUCUCUACCACCUGCUUCCCGGACACUGAGACACUGCCCUGGAGCCCUGGCUGGGAACGGCCGCAGAGCGUGAGCCCAAGGGGCCACCAGGCCAGCAAGCCCCAAGGUUUCGUGGAGGAUGGGCGCUCGGAGCUGGACAAGAGGCUGACGAGAAACGUGGCUUCCUUCCAGGCCCUCAGCCCCUUCGCAGGCAGCUCACUCGGGGCGCCAGCCACGCCAGACCCCCGCUGCGGCUCCCUGCGGCUGGAAGAGAUGCGGUCGGCCGGACGGGCGGGCUUGGUCGCGCCCUGGACCCUCCGGAGCUGUGAGCCUGUGCAGGAACGGAAACCAAACCAGAGCCCCUCCCGGCUGCCCCUGGCCAGGCUCCACCCUUGGGACAACCCCAUCCUCCAGUGGAACCAGACGAGGCCUCAGAGCCCGGCGCCCGCACGGUUCAGCCACUUCACGCUCCAGAUGCUGGAGCAGAGCCUGCGGGAAGAGGAGCUGCGCGCGCAGCACCAGGCCGCGCUGCUGCGCCUGCGCGAGAAGGCGCUCGAAGAGAAGACGCGCGCCGAGCUGGCCUGGCUGGAGCAUCGGCGAGGGUAUCUGAAUAGCACCGGCAGCUAUGCAGCGCUGAUGGCCUCGGCGGAGAAGCAGCACCAGGCCCUCAGCAACCUUGAGCGGGAGCUGAGGGAGAUACGGUACCUGCGGAACAUCCAGCUGUUCUCCCGCCAAGAGAAGAAGCUUCUCCUGCAGCAUCAGAAGGACAUCCUCUCCUUGCAGAGGCCCACGGCCCUCUUGCGGCAGGAGCUUCAGGCCCGGAGCAGGCUGCCUCAGAGUUCCAGCCCCGACGUCAAGGCCGCUCAGGAGGAGGGCCCUGGGACAAGCCAGCAGCCGGAGGGGCCCGCCCAGGCCUCCUCGCACCCCCCGCGCACCCCGACACCACACAGACCUGGCAGCCCUGGCAGCCACCGCCCCCGGAGGAGCCCCGAGAACCCGCAAGUCCCGCAACAUGCCCGCGCCUCGACACCCCAGCAGUGGCCCCAUUUGGGGGUGUGGGCCCUGCUUGGGAAGUGGCCGGGCAGGGAGGGGCCGGGACCCAUCUUCCUUUGCCCCUGUGCUGACUGCUCGGCCUCCGGCCGCAGCUGUCCCCUGGAUGUGACGUGUUGUUCCACUUGUGGAACGUUCUGGUCAGGGCUGGUCGCCCGGGGGUGGGGCAGUGCAGCCUGGGUGGGCAGUUACCACCACCCCGCAAUGCCUUGCAGCCUACUCACCGAGCAGGAGGUCAGGACACCCCCCUGGGCAGCUUCGGCGGAGGACGGUCACCUGCAGCCUCCGAGGCUGGCGUGGGGAGAGGACACACCCGUGGGCAGCGGCCGGCCUGACGCUGGAGGCCAGCUGGCGGAGAGCCACGGCCACAUGGGCCAAGGAGACCCCCAGACCAAGCCCAGCCCCCAGCCAGCAGGGGAGAAGACCCGGGCUCCUACAGGAAGCCGAGCAUCAAACUUCCAGGGCCAGAGCCGACACUCACCAAGCGCAGGGGGUCCCCUCAGCCCCCGGGAAGCCAGUUGUUUCCAGCAGGUGGUUGAAGGCAGCGGGAGCCGAGCUGGGUCGGAACUGGGGUUGGGCUUUGCCAGCAGCCCCGUGGAGAAGCCCGUCACCGUGGAAAGCUGCUCAGGGGAGCAGAGGGUAGAGACCAGUUGGCAGGAGGACCCCCGUGCCCCUUCCUCCCACCAGAAAGCUGCCCAGCUGACCGCCUCUCCAGCAGCUGCAGCAGCCAAGGUGGUGGCACCCCCCACCCAGCACGAGGGCAGCCCCCUGGCCCAGCUCACGGAACCCGUGGACCUGGGCUCCGAGUCUGAGUCUGGUCCCAGCACUUGCUCGGGGACUUCGGGGUCUUCGGCACGGUCCCCCACCCCCCGCUCAGGGAGCAGCCCGUCGUGUCCUUCCCUCCAGGAGUUUCAGAAAGCAUCCGCCAUCCUGGUCCAGCUUUCCGAGAGCUCCGUCUCCUUGUCGGGUGGGGAAGCCGGGGACACCCCGGGCGCAGACCUCAGCCGGUCUGGGGGGCUCUCUGCUGGAGGCUCCUGGGGGUUCCACUGGGGCGGAGGGCCGGAGACCUGGGAGGGGCUGAAGGGCAGCGGGGCCGUUUCCCUGCGGGGCUCCUGCGCUGGGGCGGGCGACCCGGAGCCAGCAGGGGGGCUCCCCAACACCCCGUCUCCGCGGUCGGGCUCAGAGCUGUCCGAGGCAUCCAGCGAGGUCUGGGACCCGGAGGGCCUGAGGGAACCUGGUGCCGGUGCUGGACUAGCCCCAGGGUGCUGCUUGCCCACAGGGGGCUCAUCCCACCUGGAACACGCUGGGGGGCCCCUUGUCCUGCCUCCCUCCUUGGGCCCAGGGGAGGGGCAGGAAGAUUCUGGAACCAGUGGGAGCCCGACUAGUGAAUCAAACGCAGGAAAAGCCAAAGGGAGGUCCCCAGAGGCUGCCAACCCGACAUUCCCAUCCCAAACCUCUUCCUCUGGUGACUUACACUUGUCCCUUUCCUUUCCUUCGGGGACCUCGGCCUCUGAAGGGGCAGAGUUCGGCCAAAGAGGAGAGACGGGGCCUCCACUGGCCUCAGCUGGCUGCCCGGAGGGGCCCUGGGGUGCCCGCCCGAGUCCAUCCACUGACGGGAAACCCCUACAGGCCCCAUCUGAGCCUGAGGUCCCGGGGAGCCCACGGGCUCCUCCUGGGGCCCCCGGUGGGCCGGCAGCCCUGACAGCCGAGAGCCGGGCACCUGGGUGUGGGGAGAGCAGAGCCCCCUUUGUCCUGGAGGAAGCCUGCCCUCCCUUGGCCAGAGGCGUCUUGACUGAGAUCCUGUCCCCCGUCCGUGAGGUGCUGUCCUACGGCAGAGCCGACCUCCCGUCCCCCUCCCACUGGGACACCCGCCUCCCUCCUCCGCUUCCCAUCCUCCCAGCAAACGGUGAGGCCAGCCCUGCCAGGGCCCACUCAGAAGACUUCCCUUCCCCGCCGGAAGAUGCCGAGUGUCCUGGGGGCUCGUGGGGCACCCCAGGGGAAGACGCCUCUAUCAUCACGGGAGAGCUGCCCUCCUUGUCUGAGGAGGGCCCGCCUGAGCCACUGUCCCCGGGGCCCCAGUAGUCGGGGUUCUGCCUGGGGGUGGCCGGACAGGGCAGAAGCCUUGGGGACGAAUUGGGUGAAUCCACUUCUGUUGGGAGGGACCAGGCCAUGGGUGGCCGGUGGUCUGAACCGCUCAGCUGACUAGGGUCCCCCUUGUGUGGGAGCACAGGUGAUGCCCCGGGGGGGCUCCCAAGGCUGUCAGCACAGCCCCCAACCCUAUCCAGAGUGGCCUGUGUGUCUGGGGACAGUCUGGCAGCUGGGGACCCAGGGCUGUCCGGCUCUGGGCGGGGGGACCCAGCUCCGGGUUUGGGCUCAGGCCUCCGCGCUGACCUCCCGGGUGUGGAGAGAGCCGAGGUGGUGGAUCUGGUCUCCACCCAGCUCACCAGAAGGAUCCUGUGCGACACGCUGGCCAAGCUCUCAGAGGCGGCCCCGCCAGGCAGCCUGGCAGCGGAGGGGCCAGCGGGUGCCAGUUGUGUCGCCUGGGCUCACACAGCGGCCACUGGGCAGUCGUGGGCAAGACAGGACU
Messenger RNA from Balaenoptera ricei (Rice's whale), 7240 nucleotides. It is a transcript of the gene CCDC187, whose product is annotated as coiled-coil domain containing 187. Gene Ontology annotation, cellular component: centrosome. Gene Ontology annotation, molecular function: microtubule binding. The record is from RefSeq and is a predicted model, not a curated record. NCBI's taxonomy places the organism in Eukaryota, Metazoa, Chordata, Mammalia, Artiodactyla, Balaenopteridae. Gene Ontology annotation, biological process: microtubule anchoring.